This is a messenger RNA of Dovyalis caffra, 1974 nucleotides long. The record is from the annotation of a GenBank genome assembly. NCBI's taxonomy places the organism in Eukaryota, Viridiplantae, Streptophyta, Magnoliopsida, Malpighiales, Salicaceae.
AUGGAACAGAGCGAAACGGUGGCGAAUUACACGCCAAAGAAAUUGGCGCCACAGAAAUUGGAUUUCACGGCGCCGAUUUGUAGAACCGCGGCGGUGAAUGUGCCUCCGCAGACACAAACCCCGCCGAAGCCGCAAAUGCCUCCACCGCCGUAUCAAGCGCGGGAAGCGUCGCAGCAAGUGGCGGUGUCGGUGGCGCAACGGAUACCGCACCCGGUGCACAGGAUAUUGGCAAUGCCGCACAGUCGUUGUAGAGUUAGCAAGCAAAACUCACCUGGAUCACGGCCAGCGAAUGACUGCACUCCUAAGAAACCAAAGCAAUGUUGUGGAAUAUCUCGUCUUGAUUUGGGUGAAUACAUUGAAGAAGUACAGUUUGUUGGAUUUGGAAUUUUUAAGUAUUGCGAGUGCUUUGCUGCUGGAAUUCAUUGCAAUGGGUGCAACUGUUUAAAUUGUCAUAAUAAUGUUGAAAAUGAGAAAGAGAGGAAAGAGGCAGUUGAAGCAACCCUUCAGCGUAAUCCAAAUGCUUUUAGACCAAAGAUUGGUAACAGUCCACAUGGAUCUCGGGAUGCUACAGAAGAUGCAAAGGAACUUCAAAUGGUGGGAAAACACAAUAAAGGAUGUAAUUGCAAGAGAUCAGGGUGCCUCAAGAAGUAUUGUGAGUGCUUCCAAGGAAAUAUCUUAUGCUCUGAGAAUUGCAAAUGCUUGGAGUGCAAGAAUUUUGAAGGUAGUGAUGAAAGAAGGGCUCUCUUUCUUGGUAGUCCUCAUGGCACAACUUAUGCGCAACAGGCAACAAAUGCAGCCAUAAGUGGGGCCAUUGGAUCAUCUGGCUAUGGGACCACUUUGUCAUCCAGGAAAAGGAAAAGUGAGGAUCUGUUUGGCAUAGCAGCCAAGGAUCAAUCUCCUCACAGCACUGUGAAAUUCCCACAGGGAAAUACUCUGAGGAAUUCUGCUGCCUCUUCUUCUCCAUUAUCCGUCUCUGUUUCUCGCACUGCUAAUGGAGCAGUAUUGGGAUCAUCAAAACCCACAUACAGGUCCCCAUUGGCAGGCGUACUCCAACCAAAGGUUGUAAAGGAGAUCUGCUCACUCUUGGUCGCAAUUUCAGGAAAAGCUACAGAGGCACUUGCAGGAAAAAUAGGAAAAGUGGAUACACAGUCUGAGAGAGAGAACAUUGAAAUUUGUUCUGCUUCUCCCAUUCAAGAGAAGGAAAGUAGUCUAAAAGGAUGCAAUGACAAAAAAUCUAUGCCUGAUGACUGUCUAAAUGGGAGCAAAGCUGAAACAGAUGGAAGCAGUGAUUUGGGUGAUGUUGAGAAUGCAAGGACACCCUCCCCUGAUAUUGAUUUGAUGUGCCAUGAAGAGGAGAUUAUGUUUAUGGAAAUUGGAUCCCCAACCGGAGUGGCACAACUUCGUCAAGGCAAAACCCAGAAAUCAGAUGAUGGAUAUGAGUGCUCGGAGCUUCACGCAGAGCAGGAAAAGAUCAUCUUGACGAGUUUCCUCGAUAUUCUUAAUAGAGUGAGCACUUGUGGUAGCAUAAAAGUCACCCAAUCAGGAAACCAACAAGAACCUGCAGUGAGAGGCACUGUAAAAACUGGAACUGAAAUGGGAAAUCACAGGAAUGGAUAUGCUAACGGCAUUGUAGCAACUCUUGUUUCUAAUAGGGAUCUUCCUGUCAAGGCUGCAUCACCUGUUCAAAAAGAGACCACAAAAAGAAGUACGAUAACAGCCGGAAUUCAAAUGGGAAAUCGUAAGGCUCAUAGUAAUGGCACUGUGCAGUCUCCUGUUGUCGCAACUUUUGCUUCCACUGAUCUUCCUAUAAAGGCUGUAUCUCUUGUUCAACCAGAAUCUGCAGAGAGAGGCACCAAACAAGCCAGAACUGAUAUAGGAAACUACAACAGAUAUGGUAAUGGUACUGUGAAAUCUCGUGUUCCUAACACUGAUCUUCCGAUAAAAGCUGCAUCACCUGUUGAAAUUGAGAGAUAA